Molecule: messenger RNA, 1381 nt
Organism: Branchiostoma belcheri (Belcher's lancelet)
Lineage: Eukaryota; Metazoa; Chordata; Leptocardii; Amphioxiformes; Branchiostomatidae
Product: mucin-2-like
Exons: 5
Coding region: 135-1010 (291 amino acids)
Source: RefSeq, a predicted model, not a curated record
GUAGUGGAUGCUACUUGAAACGUCUGACCGUUGCCAAAACCAUAUCCAGUUGCUUAAGCGACUGUUUUUGGAGUAUUUCGGGUUGUACGUGCAACCUUCAGUCUACAGUGACUAGUCUACGAUCCACACUGACGAUGCUGCCCGCCAUUUUCUCAGUCUCCCUCCUGUUUGUGAUAACCAGCGCUGCUGCCGGCCCUCCCACCACCUUCGUCUGGCCCACCAAAACCACCAGCCCGACUCUGCCCACCAAAACCACCAGCCCGACUCUGCCCACCAAAACCACCAGCCCGACUCUGCCCACCAAAACCACCAGCCCGACUCUGCCCACCAAAACCACCAGCCCGUCUCUGCCCUGUCGGGACUACCUCAGGUUUACCUGCCCGCAGCUGAACUGUCCGGACGCCGUGCCUCACAACUACGACAGAUGUCUGUGCGGGCACUGUCCUAACGGUCCGUUGACCACCGCGCCGACAACCGUACAGACCCCAACUCAAGCCACGGCCGCUCCUGCGCUGAAAUCCGGCAUGCCAACUCUACGGACGACCGAGACAACGACCACUGAGCCUUGGACUACCACCUACCCUGCCACAACCUGUAUCUGCGGACAUUGCUAUCCUGUCCCUUGGCUAUGGAAAAAGCCGAGGUGCACUACCCGUACCACCGCCGGCCCCACCAUGACCACCGAGGCCUGGACCACCACCACUCCCAUCACCUACGCCACCAACACCCCCAUGACCACCCCCCCUCUGCCUUGUUUGCUCCGCCGCUUGAAGAACCUGAGCUAUGACUGCCUCGACCCUCCGUGCGUGGACAAGGCGGAGUACAACUCCUUCGCCUGCUCCUGUGGAACAUGUCCUACCGGUCCGAACUGUUACGCCUGGGACGGUUCCAUUAUCCCCGCGGGGGAGCCAGUUGCAGUGGACGGUGCCAUGUGUGAGUGCAGGUGGAAGACGUGGGGGGACAGGUUCUCCCCGUACGCAACCUGCAGAUGGGGCGUCCUCUCGGGCUGACCGAUAAACCAUCGUGGCAACAUACGAAUUUUACGGAAUAAACACAAAUUUUACGGAAUACUUUACGAACUUUAUAGAAUACAAACGAAUUUUACGGAACGCAUAUAAUUUUACAGAAUAUAUACGAAAUUUACGAAAUACAUACGAAUCAACUUACGAAAUACAAACAUGUACAAUCCAUACUAAUUUUGUGAUCCAGGCGCAGAUCACCAUGUUAAAAAGGAUCGUAUGUUUCCGAGUCAUGGAUUCCAUAAACUUCGAAUUACUUCUUUAAUUUUUUUGGCACCCCUGUAAGAGUGACAUGGCAGUCUGCACACAGCAGAAAACGAGUGACAAUUUGAAAUUAAACAAGCAAACAAGAAAUGGUAGAA